AUUACGUGUUCGGCAGUUUUACAUCAUCAGAAAGUCCAACCAGCUUAAGCAGCUUCGUUUGAAGGAACUAUUCAAGUUAUAUUAUGCACAAUGUAUUCGGUAAACCUCACUCUUAUCCUACUGAUCCUCUUGCCAGUAGCCGCAGAUAGAACUCAGUUUAUGGUGGGCAGCAUCUUUACAUCAGACAAAGAUGAAUCGGAAAUUGCAUUCCGAACAGCGGUGGACCGUGCUAACAUAUUGGAGCGAAACAUAGAACUCGUCCCAAUUGUGAUGUACGCCAACACGGAUGAUAGUUUUAUCAUGGAGAAAAUGGUUUGCAACUUGAUCUCUCAAGGAGUAAUUGCCAUUUUCGGGCCCAGCACAGGCAGCAGUUCUGAUAUAAUUGCCUCCAUAUGUGAUACACUAGAUAUACCGCACAUAGUGUACGACUGGAUCCCCAAUGAGUCAAUACCAGACCGAGAGCACUCCACAAUGACCCUGAAUGUGCAUCCAGAUAACCUCUUGUUGUCCCAGGGACUAGCGGAAAUUGUGCAAAGCUUUGGCUGGCGUAGUUUUACAGUGGUCUAUGAGUCCGAUAAAGAGCUUCAGCAACUUCAGGAUAUCUUACAAUUUGGUGAGCCCAGCAGUAAUCCAACAACAGUGAAACAGCUGGGAUCAGAUGACGACCACAGACCUUUCUUAAAGGAGAUUAAGCUCUCCACCGAUAACUGCCUCAUCCUGCACUGCUCCCCAGAUAACCUGUUAAAAAUAUUGCAACAAGCAAAUGAGCUUAAGAUGUUGGGCGAAUAUCAGAGCGUUUUCAUACCCCAACUUGACACCCAUUCCAUCGAGUUUGGCGACCUCUCUGGUGUCGAGGCCAACAUAACUACGGUCCGAAUAAUUGAUCCAACCGAUUUCCAUAUAAAGAACGUGGUGCAUGACUGGGAGGAGCGCGAGAAGCGCGAGGGACGCUACUUUAAAGUUGAAUCAGACCGCGUAAAGACCCAGAUGAUACUGCUCAACGAUGCCGUUUGGCUCUUUUCCAAGGGACUGACGGAGCUCGGAAUUUUCGAAGAGCUUUCUGCGCCCGAGCUCGAGUGCAGACGAAAGAAACCAUGGCCUUUCGGCAAACGAAUUAUUGAGUUCAUGAAAGCGCGUUCCGAGGAGACGUCCACGGGCCGAAUUGACUUCAAUGAGAAUGGACAAAGAAGCUUCUUCACCCUGCGGUUUAUGGAACUAAAUGCUGGUGGCUUUUUGGAUUUGGCCACUUGGGAUCCGGUUAACGGAUUAGAUGUCCUUAAUGACGACGAAGAGAGCGAGAAGAGAGUGGGUCAAAAGCUGUCCAACAAAACAUUUAUUGUGUCCUCUCGCCUGGGAGCCCCAUUUCUAACACUGCGUGAGCCGGAGGAAGGGGAAAUCCUUACGGGGAACGCCCGCUACGAGGGCUACUCCAUAGACUUAAUCAACGAAAUUGCCAAAAUGCUCAAUUUUAAGUAUGAAUUUCGAAUGUCACCCGAUGGCAAGUACGGAGCUCUCAACAAGGUCACCCAGACUUGGGAUGGUAUUGUCAGACAACUGAUCGACGGGAACGCCGAUCUGGGAAUCUGCGAUUUGACAAUGACGUCUUCCCGACGCCAGGCCGUUGACUUUACGCCGCCUUUCAUGACUCUGGGAAUCAGUAUACUGUUUUCAAAGCCCCCUACUCCACCCACUGAUCUGUUCUCAUUCUUGUCCCCGUUCUCUUUGGAUGUGUGGAUCUACAUGGGAUCCGCAUAUCUCUUCAUUUCCCUGCUGCUAUUCGCACUGGCUCGUAUGGCACCCGACGACUGGGAAAACCCUCAUCCCUGCAAGGAGCCUGAAGAGGUGGAGAACAUAUGGUCGAUUAUGAACACCACCUGGCUUUCGAUCGGCUCAUUAAUGGGGCAGGGCUGUGAUAUUCUGCCCAAGGCCGCCUCUACUAGGUUGGUGACUGGAAUGUGGUGGUUCUUCGCUCUGAUGAUGCUGAAUUCCUACACUGCCAACUUGGCUGCCUUCCUAACCAAUUCCCGCCAAGGAAACUCCAUUAACAGCGCAGAAGACCUAGCUGCCCAGAACAAGAUUAAAUACGGAGCCAUGGCCGGUGGUUCCACGAUGGGCUUUUUCCGGGACUCCAACUUCAGCACAUACCAAAAGAUGUGGACGGCCAUGGAAAGCGCAAGUCCCUCAGUUUUCACAAAAACUAACGACGAGGGCGUCGAGAGGGUACAGAAAGGCAAGAAUCUAUAUGCCUUUCUGAUGGAGUCCACCACUUUGGAGUACAAUGUGGAGCGAAAGUGCGAUCUGGUGCAGAUUGGCGGUUGGCUAGACUACAAGAGCUAUGGCAUCGCCAUGCCCUUCAAUUCGCCAUAUCGCAAACAGAUCAGCGGGGCAGUGCUAAAGCUCGGCGAGCUCGGGCAGCUGGCUGAACUAAAACGAAAGUGGUGGAAGGAGAUGCACGGCGGGGGCAACUGCGAGAAAAGCGACGAAGAUGGGGGAGAUACACCCGAACUAGGGUUGGAGAACGUGGGCGGUGUCUUCCUGGUUCUUGGUCUUGGUUUAUUUGCAGCCAUGGUGCUCGGAUGUACAGAGUUUCUCUGGAACGUCAAAUCUGUGGCUAUUGAAGAGAAGAUCUCGCUAAAAGAUGCCUUAAGGUCAGAGGCGUUGUUCGCAGCUAGAAUUUGGAUCACUACUAAACCAGUACACACAAGCUCUGGCUCUGAAGGCUCAUCUUCGUCUAGCUCCUCGACCAGUCGCUCCAAGCAUUCAUUGAAGUCACAGGGCCUUUCUAUGAAAAGCCUCAAGAGCUCAGGGGAUCAUGACAUAGAGGCAUCGGUCCACAACAAGCUGAAGAAAAUCGGUUCCAUGUUCUCACUAAAAUCACAGAAGACAACCACACCGCCCCCCGAGAUAGGCUGGAAAUUGGACAAGUCGACACAAAUCGAUGAAUUGCCAACAUCUGAAGGCGAACCCGAACUGAUCCCGGAGGAAGAACUAGAGCAUCAGCCUCAUCGACAUCAUCAUCAUCACCACCAUCAUCGCCAUCAUCACCACCACCAUCAACCCGAUCAGGAGCAUGAUAGAGAUCCAUCACCUCUUGAAUAAUGACGAUUGACUAAUAAUCGAAUAAUGGACAACAUCUUACCAACCUCUUAACCUAAAAUAUUAAUUAACAUACUAUUUUAAAUAACAUAUACAUUUUUGCGAACAAUUUCUUUAUCAAAAUCAGUAUAAUAAAGUUUUAAAGUUUAACUUUAUAUCAGUAUAAUAAAGUUUUUUUUAUGAAAAGCAUAGAAACGAUUCUGUCAGUAGUAAGCCUUUGAAGAUUCUAUACAUCGUAAUUGCUAGUAUCCUACCACCAGUUUUGUUCCAUUAUUAUUAGGCAAAGAAUACAAAUAAAGCAACCUUCUUACAAUAUGUAUGAAAUUUAUUACUUAAAUUUCGAGAUUAAUGCAUUUAAUGAACAGGUAUACUAUGAUAUAGUAUAUAUAUGUAUAUACUGCAUAUAUAUGAGUAUAUGCUGCAUUCGUAUGGCUUAUCCGUAUUUAGAUGAUCAUGAGUAAGUCCCAUUUAAACUAAUUUUCGAUCACCCAACGGCAUUGCGCCAAAUUCAGAUUUUAAUUAUAUCGGCGUAUUCUUUAAAGGUGUGUUUAAGUUAUUUUAUCCUUUUUCUUAAGGUUUUUCAGUUACUUACCGGUAAGUAUAUUAAGGUGGGUCGAAUUUGAUGCUGUAAAAUAAAACAAGAGCUUUAGUUCUGAGUUUGGGUUUCAUUAAGGAACUGCUACGCAAUUUUCGGUUUAUAUAAAUAUAAAUAUUCAUUUUGCUAGUGAAAUGGGACAAAA
Molecule: messenger RNA, 3836 nt
Organism: Drosophila eugracilis
Lineage: Eukaryota; Metazoa; Arthropoda; Insecta; Diptera; Drosophilidae
Gene: clumsy
Product: glutamate receptor ionotropic, kainate 2
Exons: 11
Coding region: 91-3099 (1002 amino acids)
Biological process (GO): monoatomic ion transport; modulation of chemical synaptic transmission; synaptic transmission, glutamatergic
Cellular component (GO): plasma membrane; postsynaptic membrane
Molecular function (GO): glutamate-gated receptor activity; transmitter-gated monoatomic ion channel activity involved in regulation of postsynaptic membrane potential
Source: RefSeq, a predicted model, not a curated record